AGAACUGAAUCAGUGCCCACAGCUUAUGAUCCGGUGUGUCUAUUGCAGCUAGAUACCCCCUCUCACUCUUCCCCGAACUCCCUACCCAUGAAAUAAUAGAUGAGGGGCAGAGAGGGGAACAGAAUCAGCUUCGCUUUCACCGUUCUCGAGGCCGUAGUCUGACUGCACGUCUAGCCUCCCAACUGCACCACUCGCUUGUUAAGUUUGUUACAGUCCUGUGUUAUCAUCCAGUAGUUGUAGUCAUUGUGCAGAACAAUCAGGAAACGCGUUCCACUAUUUCGGCAACGAUUGGCAACACUGGAUAACGCCGGUUGUCGUGCAAAUACGUCGGUGGACGUCGAUCGGCGGGAAGUAAAUCGCAUCGCAGUCAGCUGUGGACCGCUAUCAGCAUAACCUAACCUAACUCUCUCGUAGUAAAAGUGAUCGGACUUUCAUUGAUUGUUGUGCUCUCUUGCUUCACGGAUUUGGAACAACAAAAGUAAAACCCGAAGAGGAUAAUUUCCAAGAAGAUUAGCAAAGUAUUCUCCAGAACUGAGGCUGUGAAGGUCAUCAUAUCAACAACAAUCUCAUUUCCUCCAGUAAUCAGAUGAUGUGGCGUCAAACUUUAUACCAGUGAUAAAACCUUGAGCCAGUGAGCUUCAUCGUAACUUUCUAGUCAACUGUGGAUUCUCUAGUGUAUUCUUCUGUUCGGAACAAUCAGAUCUCAUUCGACGAAUCUCAAUCAAAAUGGGCUCAGGAAUAGUUCGCGUAAUAAUAGUAGCCGUGUUACUCGUGUUGCUGGCUACUGAGUUCUCGGAAGUUCUACGGGAGGCAAAAAGUGCUAUAGUUUCAAGCAUUGAGGAGACAAAAUCUUCUGAGGAUCCUAAUCCUGCUGCAGUUCGUCGACAAAAGCGUAACCAGCUAGUGUCGACGAUGAAGCACGUGUGUCUGCCGAAGCUCAUCUGUGAACUGAAUGCAGGGCCUCACAAAGAGCAGCUCUCCGAACCAGAGAGAGAACUACUGGCUCUGAUAAGUGACACGACAAUUGGAACGACGGCCGAGGUGACAUCGAAGUACCACUUUGCGGCUCACAUGGGUCAGCUGAUCGCUGGGGUGGACGGCACGGGUUGUCACAACUUCUACCCCACCUGCCCCUUCCCCGGCCUGCAAGUGCUCAACAUCCUCAAAAAGGUCAAACUGUGAUGGAUAGCCAGAUUUUAGCCAGGCUGCACAAGAGCUGGUUUAAUUUUAGUAGUGAUUAACUUCACUAGAACCAAUCAGAGAAGACCUUUUCUCUGAUUAGUUCUCGUGAAAUCAACAAGGAUUAAAAUUUAACUGGCUUUUGUGCAACUGGCAAUGAAUGUCACGACUGCAGCCGUUCACGUGAUGUAGUGCAUUGCCAUGCGCAGACUGCAGACUGAGUGCGCAAUAGUUGUUCUAUUGAUGACUGAAAGUGAAAGUUACAAAUAUGCAGACAAUUAUUAUUAUUGGAUGUCGAAUCGAUUGUGUAUGAACGAGUGAGAUAGUAGGCUAGAUAAUUUCUAAAAGUGUCCAUCGAAAACGAUAAAGUCUCCUUGAGCGAAGAAUAAAUAAUAAUUGUAGAAAUUAUAGCUUUUAUAAUAAGAUUCGUUCAAAAAAACUGUAUAUGUAUUAUUCUUGAGAAAAAUUUGAGUUGCUCUUAGGAUUAUCAAUAAAGUUUCAAUGAAGUUUUGUAAAUUAAAGUAUCAUAUCGAAUUCAGUAAGAACAAAACUAAACGAACAGUAGAUGAUUGUUGUAAUAGAGAAGUGAUGUGGAAAAUAUAUUGAAGCGAAAUUAGGUGUACAAGGUAUUCACGAUCACGGUAUAUUGAAGAAGUCUUCUUCUAACUACCGUGUUCACGAUUAAGUCUGUGUAUGUCUUCAACGUUGUUCAGAGUUACCCAAGUAGGCUACUGGGAUGGAACAUCAUUCAUUACCGGAUACGUGAAUAAUAUUAGAAUAGACUAAGACGAAUUGGUUAUUUUUCUGAAACAUUGUUUUUUAAAUAUCUUCUUAUUUUCUCCAAUAAAUAAUGGCGAUGAUAAUGAAAAUGGUUGAUUGAACAUUCACUUAUCAAAUUUGAGAUGUGAUAUUUCGUUGACAUGUUGGUAUUGUAACCUAAUGAUGUGAAUGCACACUACGGUAUUGUGAUUAACUAUGAAUAGGAUAUACCAUUAUAAAGUACUAAAAAUGUUACAUCCCUGCCAACCAAUGUAUUAUUGGCGAUGUAAGGCAUUUUUAUUUGUAAUUUAUUCUAUUAUUUUAAUAGUAGAAGGACUGAUCCUCACGUUCAUCAUAUCCGUUUAUAUCUAUGAUAAUCUAUUUUAAGAUGUUCUCAUAAAUAUAAAGUUUAAGCUUUGUGUACCAUUAACUGUGGAAUAUGUUAAGUUUAUCAAGAGUGGUUUUUUCUCCAUUGAAUCAAAUUAUUGGUAAAUUGAAAUUUCAAUAAUUCAUUGAAUUGUGUAUAACGAUAUACUAUUAUGUUUUGUAUCCGCAUUACAACAGCAUCAUUUAUGAAAUUUGAAGGGUUUCCAUGUGGAUUACAAGGAAUAUUCUCAAAUUCACAAAAAAUCGUAUUUUGUCCAUAUCUGGCCUUAUAAUUGCCUACAAGGGAAUCCAUAUCAGAUAUGAAUUCGCUAGCUCCAGAGGCGACUUGUAAUUCAUCCUAGUUUCUCACCAGAAAUAAAUCUAUCCAAGGUUUUAGUUAGUUACCUGUUAAUGUUACCUCUUGUUACCUUGUUCUAUGAUAAUUAUUAUAAGUUCAUUGUCCAAUCACAUUGUUCCCCUUUAAUAUAGAUGAGGUUGAAUAACACCAAUAAUGUCAAGACUGAACUUAGCAAGUAGAUAAUUAUGUUUGAAAGCUGAAGCGACAUUGGUGCUAGGUUAAGUAAGGACAACCGCAAAAUUUGAGCUAAUUUAGUCAAAUUCAGCGUUGAUCUUGGGUAAUUCAUGAUCCAACUCUUGAAAAGCUAUAAUUAACUUAUCAGGUUUUUUUGUAAAGAUGUGUGGACCUUUUGAAUGAUGUAGAAUUAGCACAAUAUGCUUUCUCUAUGGCUGUAGCAAAUAAUUUUCUAUAAUAUUGUAUAUUAUAUUAUUGUUCCGUAUAGAUUAAUAUGAAUGGCUGACCAAGUGCAAUAAUAACGUGUGAAAAAGCAGGAUGACAAUUCCUGUCAAUGAUUACUGUAUAUAAUGUAAAGUUGGAAUCAAUAAUAUCAUUGUGUGAAUAUUCUAAAUUGUUUUAAUUUAUGAAUACCAAACUUAUAAAAUUGUUUUGGUUUUUAUGAAUAUAAUUAUCUACUUAUGA
Messenger RNA from Nilaparvata lugens (brown planthopper), 3301 nucleotides. RefSeq lists its product as uncharacterized. The record is from RefSeq and is a predicted model, not a curated record. The coding region runs from base 727 to 1182 and encodes 151 amino acids. Lineage: Eukaryota; Metazoa; Arthropoda; Insecta; Hemiptera; Delphacidae. The transcript is spliced from 4 exons.